CUCCGAUUGGAUAUUGACUCCAAAGUUCAAGAGAUUUUUAACAGAAUGGAUGUCAAUAAGGACGGAGUGCUCAGCAAAGAGGAAUUCAUACGUGGCUUCAAAACGGAUCCCCAAAUAUUAAGUGCUUUAGUGGCCGAACAGUGCUCUACGACCGCCACUACCGACCAAACCGUUAGGAAUAAUAAUAAUGAAAGACAUUCUUUGGCCUCGAAAUGAAAAACUAUUAUCAAUUCCUGUCGAUUGACAACAAUACUAACAAUUACUGUGAAAAUUCUGUUCACAAAUACACCAAUUCUUAUGAACUAUUAAAUGAA
Molecule: messenger RNA, 314 nt
Organism: Oppiella nova
Lineage: Eukaryota; Metazoa; Arthropoda; Arachnida; Sarcoptiformes; Oppiidae
Source: the annotation of a GenBank genome assembly